AUGACCAACAUUCAAAACAAGGUCCACCCUCUCGACGACACCAAGGUUACGUAUUCCUCAUGGGUAAAGCUUUUCAAACUACACGCAAAAGCUUACAAGGUUCUUGAUCACAUCGACGGCACGACUGCGCCAAAGGAAGGCGACGAUGAGUAUGAUUCAUGGCAAGAGAUCGAUGCCCUCAUUCUACAAUGGAUCUACCCCACGCUGUCCGACGAAUAUUUGGUUCGGGUUCUUGAAACCGACACUACGGCGCGAGCCACCUGGGCCAAACUCGAAGGUAUUUUUAUUAACAAUAAAGGCUCUCGAGCUACAACUCUUGAGCAUGACUUUACGAAUCUCACACUUGGAGCCUGUGCAUCCCUCGAUGAGUACUGCCAAAAACUUAAAGACAUUGCCGACCAACGAGGCGAUGUCGGAUUUCUGGUCAGCGAGCCACGGCUUGUUAUGCAACUUGUUCGAGGCCCACCGUCCGAGUAUGAUGUUACCGCUGCACUCAUCAAUCAAACCUCCCCUACAUGGGAUGAAGCUCGCACCAGUCUACAAAAAGAACAACAACGCCAAGCCGCUCGCCAAAACAACAAUCAGUCGAUACUCGUUACCACCAUGGUUCCCGCUGCUACCACCACCGAACCACCUACACAACCUAACAACCCACCCGUACCCAAUACCGCCCCUACCAAUCAUAAUCGGUACCCACCAAACUUUUAUGGCCCGAAUCGUCCUCGAGGCCGUGGUCGCGGCUACCGCGGUGGUCGUGGUCGGGGUUAUCGGGGACGCGACAACUAUCCUAAUUCUCACUGGAACCAACCUUCACCCAACUAUCAUCCCACUUACGGCCCACAGCAACCUCCACCUCUUUUUCCCUCCUGGAACACACCGCCCACCCCAUACCCCUCACAAGCUUGGGCCCCUAAUCAACCCCUUCCUACUUACCCCCAAGCCCAAUACAACCAGGCCCAUCUUGCUUAUCAACAGGCCCAAAUGCAACAACUAACCUAG
Molecule: messenger RNA, 999 nt
Organism: Helianthus annuus (common sunflower)
Lineage: Eukaryota; Viridiplantae; Streptophyta; Magnoliopsida; Asterales; Asteraceae
Exons: 1
Coding region: 1-999 (332 amino acids)
Source: RefSeq, a predicted model, not a curated record